AUAAAAGUGUUUCCUGAUUGGCCGUAAAUUAAUUGUUCCCGCGCUCUCUACUGCAACACAACGAACCUAAAGAAGUUCUUACUUUGUACUCUACCCAUUUAGAAGACGAGAUGUUCAGGUGUGUGAGAGCGUGUGUACAUCUGUCCAGGUGUACACGUGUCGGGAGGAGAGGUCUUCACGGCGCGUCUCAGGCCACUACGGUCGGUGUUGUGGGGUGCGGCAAUGUUGGUGCCGCCGUCUCCCAUAAUCUACACCGUCAGGGCUUCAGGGUGGUGGGGGCGUAUGACCCUGACCCAGCCCGCUACGCUGACCUGCCCCCCGGGGUCACCUGUCUCGCCACCCCGAGGAAGGUCGCUGAAGCUGCUGACGUCAUUGUUACAGGACUCCCUCGGCCACCCAACGUGAAGGAGGCGGCGGAGGGACCAGACGGUAUCCUGGCAGGACUCAGUAAGGAUAAGGUGUGGAUCGAUCACUCUACCACCGACAGUGAUCAAACUAUGGUGUACAGUGAGGAGGCGCAGAAGGUGGGUGCUUACGUCCUGGAGGCGCCCAUCACAGGUGGUCUAGCGUCGCUGAAGAAGGGACAAAUGGUGGUGCAUUUAGGCGGGGAUAAGAGAGUAGCAGACGCCAUGACACCUUUGUUGAAUGCCUCGUAUAGUAAGGUCUUCUAUGUGGGCGAGAUCGGGACAGCUAUGAUGGUGAAAGUAAUAUCCAACAUGCUGGCCUGUGUCCACAUCAUAGCCAUGGGGGAGGUGCUCAUGCUCGGUAAACGCGCCCAGCUAGACUUGAAGACUCUCUGGCAAGCUAUACGAGUCAGUGCAGGAAACAGCUUCGUGUGGGAGACUGGAGCCCCUCUGGUAUUCACUGGCUCCUAUGAUCCAGGCUUCACCAUGGCCUUGCAGAAUAAGGAUCUACAAUUAGGCUACGAUAUGGCCAGGAAAUAUGAGGUUCCAAUGGACAUGCACCUUCUAGCACUAGCAAUCUACCGGAGGACACAAUACCAACUAGGAGAUGACGCUGGUUGCUAUUCGCCUCCUAGGACGUACGAGUUAGCCUUAGGGGAAAGUCUUAAUAUAAGGGACUUUGAGAACUGGACUUACGAUAGUGAAGUGUAUAAGGGAUCUCUUGUUGUGGGGCAUAAUGGAUUAGAGGAGUGAGAGACAGAGAGAGAGAUAGGAGUGAGAGACAGAGAGAGAGAUAGGAGUGAGGGA
Homarus americanus (American lobster) is the source of this 1211-nucleotide messenger RNA. RefSeq names its product 2-hydroxy-3-oxopropionate reductase-like. Bases 111 to 1157 code for a protein of 348 amino acids. The transcript has 10 exons. Gene Ontology annotation, cellular component: mitochondrion. Gene Ontology annotation, molecular function: NAD binding; NADP binding; 3-hydroxyisobutyrate dehydrogenase activity. Lineage: Eukaryota; Metazoa; Arthropoda; Malacostraca; Decapoda; Nephropidae. Gene Ontology annotation, biological process: L-valine catabolic process. The record is from RefSeq and is a predicted model, not a curated record.